GACAGAGAUGGCAGCGGCGGCGGCGGCGGCGGCUGCGGCUGUAGGGAUGUCGUCUCCCCAGCACACAGGGGGUGGUGUUGAGGAUGGUGAGGUGAGGGACGGAGCGGUAGAGGACGGUGAGGCGGAGGUAUUUCUCUCAGAGAGUCAUUGCUCGGAGUUGGCGUGGAGACAGAACGAGCAGAGAAAGCAGGGCCUGUUCUGUGACAUGACUCUGGUAUUCGGGGGAGGAGGGAGGGAGUUCCCGGCUCACCGCUCCGUACUGGCCGCCGCUACAGACUACUUUGCCCCCCUCCUCUCCGGACAAUUCGAGGAGUCCCGCUCCGGCCGGGUGGAGAUGAAGUGGAGUUCGGAGCCCGGACCGGACCUGGAGACGGUGGAGGCGGUCAUCCAGUAUAUGUACACCGGACAGAUCCGGGUGUGUACCGGCAAUGUACAUGAGGUGCUCGAGCUCUCUGACAGGUUUUUGUUGCUUCGCCUGAAGGAGUUCUGUGGAGAGUUUCUGAAGAAGAAGUUGAACCUCUCAAACUGUGUUGCCAUUCAUAGUUUGGCUCAUAUGUACACACUCAACCAGCUAGCUUUAAAAUCUGCUGACAUGAUCCGCAGAAACUUCUACAAGGUAAUUGAAGAUGACGAAUUCUAUACACUCCCAUUCCAUCUUGUAAGGGACUGGCUUUCCGAUCCUGAGAUCACAGUCGAUUCCGAAGAGAUACUUUUUGAAGCAAUUCUAAAAUGGAUUCAGAAAAACACUAACGAAAGAGAAAAAUAUUUUGAAGAAUUGUUUAGGCUUCUUCGACUGUCUCAGAUGAAGCCAACUUACCUUACCCGACAUGUGAAAGCAGAGAGAUUGGUGGCAACAAAUGAAGCCUGUUUACAGUUGGUGGCUGAAGCGGUGGAAGGCCAUGCUUUGCGAUCAGAAAACCUUCAAGCCGGAAAUCAGUCAUUGGCCACCCAUAUGACAUCAUUGCCACGCUUUGGGCAAAAUAUGGAUGUAAUAAUGGUGAUUGGAGGAGUGUCGGAAGGUGGUGACUAUUUAAGUGAAUGCGUUGGGUAUUUUAUUCAUGAAGAUCGAUGGGUAAAUUUGCCUCACAUCCACAAUCACCUUGAUGGCCAUGCAGUUAUGGCUACAGACACCCAUGUCUAUGUGGCUGGCUCCAUGGAACCUGGGUUUGCCAAGACUGUUGAACGAUACAACCCAAACAGAAAUCUAUGGGAACAAGUGUGCAAUUUAAUCACUCGAAAGCAUUCCUUUGGUCUUAUGUCUGUGAAAGGCAACUUGUAUAGUAUUGGCGGGCAUGGAAACUUCAGCCCAGGCUUCAAAGACGUCACUGUUUAUGACCCAGAGCAAGAUAAGUGGCAGAUCCUAGAAUCUGCACCCAAGAUCUUACGGGAUGUCAAAGCUUUAAGUGUAGAAGAUCGCUAUGUUUACAUAACUGCUCGUACUCCAGUGGACAGCGAUAAUGAGGAUGGGCUUAGAACGAUCAACUGUAGAUAUGACAUAGAAAGCAGUAGAUGGCUGGAUGUAGAAUCCUUACCGAUCCUGGACAAUUAUUGUGCAUUCCAGAUGUCAGUGGCCUGCACAAACUUCUACAACACUGCGUCCUGCUGUCCUAAGAGCUAUUCUGUAACUGUUGAAGAGGCUCAGAGUAAAAUCUCCAGGCAGGUCUCCAAUGAGAUUCUUGAGAGCUUACCUCCUGAAGUCCUGAGCAUAGAAGGGGCAGCUAUCUGCUACUACAAGGAUGAUGUCUUCAUUAUCGGAGGUUGGAAGAACAGUGAUGACAUAGACAAGCAGUAUAGGAAAGAGGCAUACAGAUAUUGUGCUGAGCGUAAGCGCUGGAUGCUGCUUCCUCCCAUGCCUCAGCCUCGGUGCCGUGCCACCGCCUGUCAUGUGAGAAUCCCCUACAGAUACCUUCACGGCACACAGAAGUAUCCCAUGCCUCCUAAUCUGAUGUGGCAGAAAGAUAGGAUCAGGCAGAUGCAAGAGCUGCAUCGGCAUACAAUGAACUUGCGACGCACGCCACGUUCCCAGAUUGAAUGCUAAUUAUUUAUUUUCCCUUGGAGCCUUUCAUAGAUGCAAUUUGCACAUGAGAGCCUCUUUGUUUUUUCCUAGUUGUUUGAGGCGUUGUACAAUAACUCUAGUGAAGCACGAGGUGUUUACACAGACUUAUCUGCAGAGUGUCAAACACUCUAUAAGCAUGUAAUGUAUAGGGUAUGUGUGUAUGUUAAUACACAACAUUUAGUGCUAAUGAAACAUACUUAUCUAGUCUUGCCUACCAGGACCGGGCAGUUACUUGCAUAUAACAUUCCCUCUAGUGCUUGCUAGCUGAUUUUCUCAGUUACAGUUUACACUGGCAUCUAUAACCAGGCUAUUACAAGUUGUAGAUAUCUGAAAGAAAAACAAAAUGUAGUGCUUGGUUUUGGCUUGCUGAUAGGUCUUAUUCACAUAUUGUAUUCUUAACAAGAAGUAAUACUUUGUAAUGGGAUUGCUGUAAUGUUUAAUCUCAUUAAUUGGCAGCUGUAGAUAAUAGGAACUGGUUUGCCCAUUUGUGCCGUGGCGGUUAAAUGAUGAGCCAUUCUGACUCGUAAGUAUGAGAACCAGCUAUCUUUUUGAUAUAAAUUCCUAUGGUUAUAAGCAUUUCUUCCCUAAAUUAGGGCUGUUCCCGACACUUUAUUUCCAUAUCUUCAACUCAUUCCAUGCUGCACCAUUGUAUAUCAUUCCACACUUAUAAGCAGCAAGCUUUACACUUAUGGUUUAGAGCCUCACUUAUUAUUCUGAACUCAUAUUGGUGGCUUUAAAUGUUCUUGAGGCAUGGCCAAACAUUCCUUUUUUUUAUGCUGAACUUGACCCAUAUGACUACAUAUUACUAAUGUGUGGAUUCUGUAGAGAAGAAUUCCAAGAAUUUUUUUUUUU
Messenger RNA from Rana temporaria (common frog), 2908 nucleotides. RefSeq names its product kelch like family member 11 (gene KLHL11). The transcript has 2 exons. The coding region runs from base 8 to 2038 and encodes 676 amino acids. NCBI's taxonomy places the organism in Eukaryota, Metazoa, Chordata, Amphibia, Anura, Ranidae. Gene Ontology annotation, molecular function: protein binding. The record is from RefSeq and is a predicted model, not a curated record.